Paramecium tetraurelia is the source of this 498-nucleotide messenger RNA. RefSeq lists its product as uncharacterized. NCBI's taxonomy places the organism in Eukaryota, Ciliophora, Oligohymenophorea, Peniculida, Parameciidae. The transcript has a single exon. The record is from RefSeq and is a predicted model, not a curated record.
AUGAAGCAUUUGAGCAGUUUAAUUUACAAUCCAAUAAUGUUUAUGUGGCUAAAGGUGAUGGUUAAUGCAAAUUUGCUUCUGUUCUUUGCAAUAAAACUACAGAGGGUUCAGUAUUUUUAAAAAGUAACAUUACAUCUACACUUUCCUUUUGUAUCGGCUAAAGCAAGGCAAAGUGCAGCUAAUUUUGAAAUCAAAGUUAGCAGCAAUAUUGGCUAGACACAUUUUAAUUUAUAAAGUAUUGAUUGGUAAAUAGCUCUUUUUAGAUUUGUUAAGUUUUCGCCAGGCUAUUAUCAAACUAAUUAUUAUUUUCUUAAUUUUGCAAAUAGUCCAUAUUCCAGAAGAGAAUUAAAAGAUUAUAGGUAACUACAUAAAGUAGGAUAUAAUUUAGCUACCUAUUCAGAUGGAUUUAUGCAAGUUUAUUCUUAUGCUGCUAAAUAGUUUGGAGCUUUAAAGACAUCUUUGCUAAGAGAUCAACCCACUUCUAUCAUAACUGCUUGA